AUGGCGAACUCCUCCCUUGACGAGACUGUCAAGAAGUAUCCAAUUGAAUAUAAUUUCCUUCAGCCAAUAUUGGGUCGCCUUCAGCACGCCGAGCAAGCGUACAGGCCUGGCGGGCCAGGAAAUGAAGAUUGUCGAAUGGGUGUUCUAAAGUUGCUUUAUAUUUUACAAGGGCAGGAUGCAGCAUUCAAUCUUCACUUGAAAACAAGUGACCAAAGCGUGGCGUCCAAAUUGGCUGGCUUAUUUCGGCACGUUGAAGCUAACUUCAACUACAAUCAUUAUCGCCCACUUGUCCGACUCAUCCUUGAGAAAGCACCUGAUACAGAUAUCUGGAAAGCAGUCCUUGAUCUUAUCAACACUGUCUCUCAUGAAACCCCCCUGUCAAGCAUUCCCUUCUUGUUUGAUGCUACACCAAAAGGACCUGAGCAGACAUGUCUGCUGAUAAAAGAGAGAAUAUUUGAAGAGACUUAUAAGUGUAUCUUUCAAGACAUAAAGAGCUUCUUCAUCAAAUAUUUUGAAGAAAAGAAUUGGAGCACCAGAGUGAAUGCUAUCUGUUAA
This is a messenger RNA of Coccidioides immitis RS, 555 nucleotides long. RefSeq lists its product as uncharacterized. The record is from RefSeq and is a predicted model, not a curated record. NCBI's taxonomy places the organism in Eukaryota, Fungi, Ascomycota, Eurotiomycetes, Onygenales, Onygenaceae. The transcript is spliced from 2 exons. The coding region runs from base 1 to 555 and encodes 184 amino acids.